AUGUACGGUGCAAAGGGAGCGUCACUGAUCAACACCGUUGCCAGGCAAAGUGCUCUCUCCAAGCAAUUGGCAGCUGGCCACAGCUCAAAAUCAACAGCGUUCCUUACCAAUCUAUCGACCCGCAAUGUUUCUGCUGGCAAAUUGUCUUAUACGACGAGUCGAGCUUCACAGCAUCUCAACAAAUCGUCUCAGCAGGACGACAAUCAGCAGCAGGAGCAUCGACGUAUGCAUCGUAGCAACAGCGGUUGGCACCAGCUUGCAAAGAUAUCACAACUUCCAACAGCGAGUCGACAUCAACAGGCACGAUUCAAUCAUCAAAUGGCAGCAGCCAACGGCAAAGACGAGUCCAUUGUUCCUACCGAGGUGAACAAUCGCAUCAUGCAAGCCCAUAAGGCACAUGACCCUGAGCGUGUGGUGGCCGAGUUUGUGGCGGGUCGUACAGCAGGUGCACCAUUGUCUACGCAAACUUAUGAUGCCGUAUUGGAUGCCUAUGGUACUUUGCGCAAGCACAAUCAAAGCGUCAAGGCAAUGUGCGAAGUAUACGACGAUAUGGUUGCCAAUGGUGUUCAUCCUACAUCGCACGCUUAUGCAACUUUGUUAAAGUCUCUUUGCAACCGCGACAAUGAAGUCAAUCGCCUCGUGAGUUCGCUUCGUCACAAAAAGGCCCGUUAUGGAUUGGCAAUUGACAACCUUGGUGCCUUGGAGAAUGAGAGCAAUGCCAAUGUCGAACGAGCCGUUGCACUCUUUCAGCGAGCUGUGCAAGAACAACAAACCGAGGAUUUCGAUGUGGAUCUAUACAAUCGCAUGCUCAACAUGUUAUCUGUCAGCGGCAACACCAAGGAUGCUUUGUAUAUCUAUGAGACGCUUGAAGGAAGUGCUACAGCUAAACCGGAUAGUCAGACCUUUUCAAUGCUUAUUAGCAUGUAUGGCUACGCUGGUGACAUGUCCAAGGCUCAUGAAUGCUUCUCAGAGUAUCUUGCUUUGAGCAAUCGUCUUCCAAAGCAUGAUCCUACCCUCGUGUACAAUGCCUAUGUGUUUGCUCAUGUCGAUGCCGGUGACUUGGAUGGUGCUAUGGAGGUGGUGCGUACUAUUCGUGCCAACAAUGUACGCAUCAACAUUCGUCCUUACAACAAGAUCAUCAAUGGUGCAGCCAACAAGGAGAAUAUGGCCGUGAUUGAUCAAGUGUUGAAUGAAUUGCGCCAAGAUCCAAGCUUGCCAAAGCCUGAUGCCAACACCUAUGGUCCUUUGUUGUCCAUGUAUGCUCGUCGAGGCGAGUAUGACAAGGCUACAGAGCAAUUGGAACGAUUAUUGGAGCACGAUCUUUCUCGACAAUAUGGCCGUAUUGCUGAUUAUGUGUGCUUGUGCCGUUCUCAAAAGCAGCCUGAUCGUGCAUUGGAGGUAUUGAAACAAGCAAAUGCCAAGGGGAUGACAGUGGACGUCGACUUGAUUCGCGAGGUGCUUAAUGGAUACAUUGAAUUGGGUCGAUAUGCUCGUGUCGAUCAAGCCUUUGAGACGCUUGCUGGAAUGUAUGCAAAGACCAACUUCAUUGACAACAAAUCGCCUCUCACCUACAUGGCGACUGAUCUCGCAAUCAAGAACAACAAUCUCAAGGUCAGCGUGUCGUUGUUACGUCAAAUCUACAAGUACAGCGUGCGUAUGAGCCCACCAUUGGCAUCCAAUGUUCUUCGACAAUAUGAUGCUGCCAAGAAGGAUACUGCACAAUGGAAGGAGUUUUGCGAUUCGGCCGAUUCACGUGAUUAUGGUAUCUUGUACGAGGCUCUUUUCCGCACCAUUGAGGAACGUGAUCAGUUUGCCGAUCGUAUUUUCCAAUUGUUGGAUGACGUACGAGCUUUGAACAUUCCAUUAUCCAUGCCCAAUCUCUAUGUUCGUGUCAUGACCCAUCUCAAUCGUCUCAAGAAACCAGAUGCACAAGCUCGUUGGCAAAAGGAGUUUGAGCCUUUCUUGCAAGCAACUGAGGAGGGAGGAUCAGCAACAGCAGCAGCAGCAACAUCGCCAUCAGCAAGCACUUCUUCGGGUUCUUCAGCUUCUUCUUCAGCAAGCACAGUGGCAAAUGUGGAAUCUGGUUUGCAAUCGGGUGCUGCACUUGGUCUUGCUGUCAAGGGUGAUUUGAAGGGUGCUAUUGGCGUGUUGGAGCAACAAAUUUUGGGCAAGGGAUUGGUACCCAAGCCAAAUGUGAUUCGUGACAUGAUUCAACAAGCGACUCGGUACAAGGACAUUGCAAGUGCACAGCGUAUCUAUGACUUGACCAAGGAUAGUCUCGGCCAAUUGGUAGCCAAUGGCAACAACGGCAACAAUACCCAACAGCGUCAUGCAGUACAAAAUGUGCUCAACAGCAUGUUGAUUGCCUAUGCACGAGCUGAGGAUAUUCCACGCGCCAAGGAAUUUUACGAUGAGUUGCGUGCACGUGACAUGGUGCCUGAUGGUGACGGCUAUGCAUCAUUACUUGCUUGUACACCCAACAGCACAGCGGAUGAAUCGACCGAUGCAUUGGAUAUUUACGACGAGGCGAUGAAGCAUCAUGUUCGACCCACGGUGUACUUUUACAAUGUGAUCAUGUCGAAGCUUGCAAAGUGCCGAAAGAUUGAACUUGUGCUCCAAUUCUUUGAUGAAAUGAAGCGUAAUCGUGUGGCACCCAAUUCGAUCACCUAUGCAGCAGUUAUCACGGCUUGUUUGAAAUGUUCUUCGGAUGUACGUGCGGAGCGCUAUUUCCAUGAGAUGCUUGGUGAUCCUCGAUUCCAACCUCGUAUUGGUGUAUUCAACAGCAUGAUUCAAUUCUACACACAACAAAAGCCCAAUCGCGAGAAGGCUUUGGAGUAUUUCCACUUGUUGCAACGAUACCGCCUUCAACCCUCAGCACAUACAUUCCGCCUUUUGAUCGAGGUGCAUUCCAAUAUCACGCCAUUCGACAUGGUUACAGCACAUCGUGUUCUCACUGAUAUGGAACGUCGUCAUGGUGUCUCUCCUGGUCCUACUCAUUAUGCUACGCUUAUUCGCUCUUAUGGCUGUUUGCAUCGGGACGUUCCUUCAGCAGAGGCUGUGUACAAUGAAAUGCGAAAGGCUCGUGUCAAGCCUGAUGACUCGGUUUAUCAAGCCAUGUUCAGCACUUACAUCGAGAACAACGACUUGGAAUCAGCCGAGCGACUUUAUGGAGAAAUGCGUAAAGGUGGUGCCAUGUCUUCUGCAUACAUUGAGAAUCUCUUUAUUGCUGGCUAUGGUACUCGUGGUAUGAUGGAGAAGGCCGAAGAACGUUGGAACAAGCUCGCAGAUGUUAAGCAUGAUACCGAUCGAUCCGUUAUUGUUCGUGAACCAAGCACUUAUGAAGCCAUGGUCAAGGCCUAUCUCGCCAAUAAUCAACAAGACAAGGCUGCAAGCAUUGUAAAGCAGAUGCAAGGCGCUCGUAAUUUCCCUGUCAAGAUCGUUGAAGCUGUCAACCAAUUGCUCACUACCACCAACACCACCACUACUACCACUUCUUCCACGACCACUCCUACAGCUUAA
This is a messenger RNA of Lichtheimia ornata, 3519 nucleotides long. RefSeq lists its product as uncharacterized. Gene Ontology annotation, molecular function: protein binding. The coding region runs from base 1 to 3519 and encodes 1172 amino acids. The transcript has a single exon. NCBI's taxonomy places the organism in Eukaryota, Fungi, Mucoromycota, Mucoromycetes, Mucorales, Lichtheimiaceae. The record is from RefSeq and is a predicted model, not a curated record.